This is a messenger RNA of Drosophila subobscura, 1158 nucleotides long. It is a transcript of the gene Or1a, whose product is annotated as odorant receptor 1a. The coding region runs from base 1 to 1158 and encodes 385 amino acids. The record is from RefSeq and is a predicted model, not a curated record. Gene Ontology annotation, biological process: sensory perception of smell; detection of chemical stimulus involved in sensory perception of smell. The transcript is spliced from 3 exons. NCBI's taxonomy places the organism in Eukaryota, Metazoa, Arthropoda, Insecta, Diptera, Drosophilidae. Gene Ontology annotation, molecular function: olfactory receptor activity; odorant binding. Gene Ontology annotation, cellular component: plasma membrane.
AUGUUCAAGCUACUGGCCGUCUCUCUCGCGGAUCUGUGGACGCAACGGUUCACCUUUGCCCGCAUGGGCCUCGACCUGCAGCCUCUGGCGGGCACUGGCGAUGGCGUUCUGCGUAGGCCCAUUCUAUAUGGGAUUAUGGUGCUGGCCACCAGCUUUGAGCUGUGCACCGUCUGCGCCUUCAUGGUGCACCAUCGCCACCAGAUCGUGCUCUGCUCAGAGGCGCUGAUGCACGGCCUGCAGAUGAUCUCCUCGCUGCUCAAGAUGACCAUCUUCCUGGCUAAGUCCCGCGAUCUCAUCUCGCUCAUCCACCAGCUGCAGGAGCCCGUACCCAGCCGAGUGGUGCGUCGCGGCCAGCUGCUGGCUGCCAUCUACUUUCUGAUGUGUGCCGGAACGAGCGUCUCCUUUCUCCUGGUGCCACUGGCCCUGACCAUGCUGCGCUUCUACCAGACGGACCGGUUCGAGCCGGUCAGCUCUUUUCGUGUGCUACUCCCCUACGAUGUGACCCAGCCGCAUAUCUAUGCCCUAGACUGCUGCCUGAUGGUCUUUGUGCUGACCUUCUUCUGCUGCUCCACGACUGCGGUGGACACACUGUACGGCUGGUUCGCCCUGGGCCUGAGCUCCCACUACCGCCGCCUCACCGCCCAGCUGCAGCCUCAGCUGCUGCAGUCUGAUCCAUCCCGCUCCGACCUGGGCCUGGGCGAACUGUUUGCCCAGCACUCGCGUCUCCUGGCACUGGUGGCACGCUUCAAUGUGGCCUUCCGGGAGAUCGCCUUCGUAGAGGUACUGGUCAUCUGUGUGCUCUACUGCUCCGUCAUCUGUCAGUACAUCAUGCCGCACACGGACCAGAACUUUGCCUUUCUCGGCUUCUUCUCGAUGGUGGUGACCACACAGCUGUGCAUCUAUCUCUUUGGCGCCGAGCAGGUGCGCCUUGAGGCGGAGCGUUUCUCGCGGCAUCUAUACCAGGAGAUGCCCUGGCAGCGCCUUUCCCCGAGCCAUCGAAGGCUGCUGCUGCUGCCCCUGCAGCGUGCCCAAAGCGAAAUGGUGCUGGGCGCCUACUUCUUUGACCUGGGCAGGCCUCUGCUCGUUUGGAUCUUCAGGACAGCUGGCUCCUUUACCACACUGCUGAAUGCGCUCUAUGCCAAAUACGAGACAGCUUGA